This is a messenger RNA of Abrus precatorius (Indian licorice), 1401 nucleotides long. Its product is annotated as hydroquinone glucosyltransferase-like. The transcript has a single exon. Lineage: Eukaryota; Viridiplantae; Streptophyta; Magnoliopsida; Fabales; Fabaceae. Gene Ontology annotation, molecular function: UDP-glycosyltransferase activity. Bases 1 to 1401 code for a protein of 466 amino acids. The record is from RefSeq and is a predicted model, not a curated record.
AUGGAGCCCCUCACUCACAUAGCCAUAGUUUCAGUCCCAGUAUAUAGCCAUUUACGCUCAAUUCUUGAGUUCUCCAAGCGACUAGUUCAUCUCCACCAAGACAUUCAUGUCACAUGCAUCAACCCCACAUUUGGUUCACCUUGCAACAACACCAAAGCCCUUUUUGAUUCCCUUCCCUCAACCAUAGACUCCAUGUUCCUACCACCAAUAAAGUUGGAGGAUCUUCCACUUGACAUUCACCCAGCAAUCCAAGUUCAAAUGACUAUCUCUCGUUCCCUACCUCUAAUCCAUGAUGCAUUGAAGAAACUACAUUCUAGAUCUAAGCUUGUUGGAGUAAUUGCUGAUGGAUUAAUAACAGAAGUGUUACCAUUUGGCAAAGAACUCAAUAUACUGUCCUUCACAUAUUUCCCAUCCACAGCUAUGUUACUAGCAUUGUGCUUGUAUUCUUCUAUGCUAGACAAGAAAAUUUCUUGUGAGUACAAAGACCUAUUAGAACCUGUUGAGAUUCCCGGUUGCAUACCAAUUCUGGGGAUUGAUCUCCCAGACCCACUUCAAAAUCGAUCUGGUGAAGCAUACAAGCAGUUUCUUGAAGCUAAUGAAAGGUUCUAUUUAGCUGAUGGUAUAUUGGUUAACAACUUUUAUGAAAUGGAAGCAGAGACCAUAAGAGCCUUGCAGCAAGAAGAAGGUAAAGGAAUCCCUUCUGUUCUUGCAAUUGGACCUUUCGUACAAAAGGGGUCAUGUGAUCAAGGAAGUGAGAUUGAAUAUUUGAGAUGGUUGGACAAGCAGCAACAAAAUUCUGUGCUCUAUGUUUCCUUUGGAAGUGGUGGGACACUCUCUCAUGAUCAAAUAAAUGAGCUUGCUUGGGGUUUGGAAUUGAGUGGUAAAAACUUUUUAUGGGUGUUAAGACCACCUAAUAAGUUUGGCAUUAUUGCUGACAUUGGUGUUGAAAAUGAGGACCCUUUUGAGUUUUUACCAAAUGGGUUUUUGAAGAGAACACAAGGGCAUGGUUUGGUAGUUCCUUAUUGGGCUUCGCAAGUUCAAAUCCUUGGUCAUGGUGCAAUUGGUGGGUUCCUAUGCCAUUGCGGUUGGAAUUCCACACUAGAAAGUGUUGUGAAUGGUAUUCCACUAAUAGCAUGGCCACUCUUUGCUGAGCAAAAGAUGAAUGCAGUUUUGCUAACCAAUGGUUUGAAAGUGGCUAUUAGGCCUAAACUUAACGAGAAGGGUAUAGUGGAAAGGGAAGAGAUAGCUGAGGUCAUAAAGAAUCUAAUGGUAGGAGAAGAAGGUAAGGAAAUUCGCCAAAGAAUGAAAAAAUUGAAAAGUGCUGCUAAUGAUGCGUUGAAGGAAGAUGGAUCUUCAACAAGGACUUUAACACAGUUAGCGCUAAAACUCCUGCACAAGUGA